ACGUCACUUCUCUUUAGCGGUCUGACAAUUGUUCAUCGACUAAACGAUCUACUAAAACGCAGCAAAAUGCCAAACUAUUCUUUCAACGGUACCCGUAAACCUGGACGCUAUGUUAAUUCAUGGAGCACCGAGUCUGCAGAGACAACUCCGAAAAGCUCUUGCUUGAAAUUUCGUCGCAUGAAUUCCUGCGAAACGAGGGAUGAACGCCAACGCGAACUGGAGAAUCAUACUGAAGCUAACAAGGAGGGGAAAAUUUUAGAACGAGACGUUAUAACAGACGUUUCCACUUUUGUAUCCCAGGUACCUCCUGAAGAACUUCUAAAAAAUGGUACAAAAGGCAUGCAGAAAGCUGCCGAGGCGAAACCCGUUUACGUCGAUCCAUCUUGUUCAUAUACAGCAGUCAAGUCGACUACCGGUGGCAAUCCUUUUAAACGACAAGCGAAAUAUAACGUGUCAGGACAAACAAAGAAAGAAGCAGCCUAUCAACAACAGCUAGCAGAAGCAACCCGAGCAGCCAAGCAAGCUAGUGAGCGCGGAAUACCAAGGCUGCAGGUACUUAAUGACGAUAGUUAUCUGCGCAAUAUGGGCAGUGAUGAGAAAACCACAGAACUUAGAAAAUGCCCCUGCUUUCGCAAGGAUGAGAUGGCUCUUCGCAUGGGAAUUGAAAUUGAGAAAUUGACCAAAGCAAAUUUGAAAGUGACAACAGCGAAUAAAAAGAAGGGAUCGAAGGAUGACGGAGCUUAA
Dimorphilus gyrociliatus is the source of this 744-nucleotide messenger RNA. The record is from the annotation of a GenBank genome assembly. NCBI's taxonomy places the organism in Eukaryota, Metazoa, Annelida, Polychaeta, Dinophilidae.